AUGGUCCUACACAAUCCUAACAAUUGGCAUUGGGUGAAUAAAGAUGUGCGGGAAUGGGCACGGGAGUACUUCGACAAGAACCUGGUGGGCAUCAAGGCAGAAGAGGGCGAAGUUUCGGCGGAAAUCCUGAAAGUGAAGAGUAUGGAGGGAGACGUGGAUGUCAGUCAGCGCAAGGGAAAAGUCAUAACACUUUUCGACGUGAAAGUACAAUUGGAAUAUAUUGGGAGCACCGAUGAUGACGAUGAUGUGACCGGCAAUAUAACAGUCCCGGAAGUGGCGCAUGACACAGAGGAAGAUGAGUAUGUCUUUGAGAUAGACAUCUCUGAUCAGUCGCUAGCUAAACAACCAAUAAAAGACCUUGUCCGUAAGGCCAUUGUCCCACAACUCCGCAAGAGCCUCGCCCGGCUAGGGCCUUCCUUGAUCGAGGAGCAUGGUAAAGAUAUCCAACAUGCCACAGGACAAGCGCCAUCCCUCCCCACAACCAAAGUGACCACUUCCUCCUCUAUCAACCAAUCAAAAUUCAAAAGUGCCAGUAACACUACUUCCUCCACAGGGACUACAAUAUCGAGUGGUCCAUUGGUAAAUACGACAACGCUCAACUACACAGACGAAUUUCGCACGACAGCGGAGGAGCUCUACACAACCUUCACUUCUCCUGAGCGCCUCGCAGCAUUUACGCGCUCCCCGCCCACAGUCUUCGAAGGAGUCAAAGCUGGCGGCAAGUUCGCAAUCUUCGGUGGCAACGUUAGUGGUUCUUUCGAAACGCUCGAGCCUCCGAAGAAGCUUGUGCAAAAGUGGCGCUUAUCCACCUGGCCCGAGGGGCAUUUCUCGAGCUUGGAGUUGGUGUUCGAUCAAAAUAAUGAAGACCAAGUCACCGUAUUGAGGGUCACGCACUCCUUUGUGCCAGCUGGGGAGGAAGAAGUGGUAAGGAGGAACUGGGAAAAUUUUUACGUCAGGGGGAUCAAGACAACUUUUGGAUUUGGGACAAUCUUGUGA
Molecule: messenger RNA, 996 nt
Organism: Bacidia gigantensis
Lineage: Eukaryota; Fungi; Ascomycota; Lecanoromycetes; Lecanorales; Ramalinaceae
Exons: 4
Coding region: 1-996 (331 amino acids)
Biological process (GO): positive regulation of ATP-dependent activity; protein folding
Cellular component (GO): cytosol
Molecular function (GO): ATPase activator activity; protein-folding chaperone binding
Source: RefSeq, a predicted model, not a curated record